AUGGCCGAACCUGAGUGCAUCCAACGGCACCACUUCGCCAAGGUCUGCGAGCGGUGCAUCCGGCAAGGUGAUGUGCGGAAGUAUUGGUGCGGCUACGUGGAGAUUCCCAGUGCCGGGGUGCGCGGCGGCUUCGACAAAAUCGUCGACGCGGGCGCGCCCCACGCUCCCUUCUUCAUGGUGAACAAGUCGUUCGGCAUUCACGGGGCCUGGCGCGGGAUAUGGGUCAGCCAGGAUGCGGGCAUCGACCCUGAAAUCGGAUCCCACGCCAGGCCCCGCAUGGACGCGCCGAGGAAUGAGGAGCUGGCGUGGCUGUUCGACGCGGCGUUCGAACGGGCGGGGAUCCCCGCGUGGGACCCCAAGGCCAUGGCGACGCCCCCCCGCCACCAGAAGGGCGCCGAGCUGCAUGACAUGCCAGCGCUGGUGCAGGCGCUGACCGCGCAGAUCGACGAUGCGACGGCCCCCAUGAUCCAAGGCUUCAUGAACAUCCCGUACUUCGCGCACUACAGCGCCCCGCGGGGCAACACGCGGCCCAUCGUCGAGCAACUGACGGCGUUCGAGCGCACCUACGCGGCCAUGGACAGGAUCACCAAGGGCGGACGCUUCUGUCAGAGCAACAUGGAGGCGAUCUGGACGGCGGCCUUCCAGCAGACGCUCGCGGUCCAGUACAAGCAGGUGAAGGGAAAGAAGCCGCCGACGAAGUUCAUCGCUGGCCACAGGUACCUGAACUCCCGCGCCUUCCGCAUCGGCUUCGCCCACUGGCAGCGCGUGCGGAAUUCCCAGCUCGGCUCCGCCGAGGUUAGGGGGCCGCUGGGGACUCUCAAGAAGGGUGGCUCCGAGGCGGCGCCAGAGGUCAAAGGAGAGGUGGGAUUGGCGAUCGCGGACGCGCAGGCCGACGAGGACGACGAGGACGAGAUGGCGAUCGAAGAUCAGCAGGAGGAGGAGGCAGCUGCGGCGCCAGCGCAGUCGACAGCUGCGAGCGCAGGACAGGUCGUGAAGAUGCCCUUCUGGCGGAGUAUCACGGGCAAGAGCACGCCCAGGAAGAGGAGGAAGAGGUGCAAGAAGGAGCACGUGAAGGAUGAGUUCGAUGAUGAUCGAGCUGCAGCGCCCGCUCACGGCAUCGAGGCCGUGAUCGACGGCACCCCGCCGCAGAUGGCGAAACGUGCUGCGCGCGCUGCAGGAUCAGGCGCUGCAGGAUCAGGCGCUGCAGGAUCAGGCGCUGCAGGAGGCGCUGCAAUGAAGAGGCCCGCGGCCGCGCCCAUGAAAAGGCCAGCGGCCGCGAAGAAGCGCGCAGCCCAGGCAACCGAGAAGAAGGAGGAGGAGCAGGUGCCCGCAGCCGAGGGGGCAGCAGCCGCGGCCGGCGAGGAGGAUCAGGAGAUCAUCGAGGUGGAUGAUCAGGCCUGGGCGCCCGACAUGACGGUUCCAGCUGAUGACAACUACGGCGACUACACGCGCUGGGGCGCCCAGGUCAUGAAGGACACGAACGGCAAGCUGUGGCGCCUCAAGUUCAGGAGCCGCCGCAGCGAGGGCUACGACACGAUCGCCUAUAUGGAGGAUGAGGCGACCUCGGGCGGCUGGUCGCAGCUUAUCCAGGUCAGCGACAAAAGCUGGACCGACAGCAUCAUGGCGAAGUACGACGCGGGCUGCAAGGCCACCAUGAGCCGCCUCGUCAUGACGUGCCUGUUCUACUUUGCACUGAAGAACCAGACGGCCGACAAGCAGAAGGUGGCGCAGAUCAGGGUGCAGCUCGAGCUCGACGUCGAGUCGAUCUUCCCGUGCAUGCAGAUGCACGUGAUUGUGCUGCUCAGCCGAGCCCCGCUCGCGGGGCCCCUGGAGCCGACGCACCGCGGCAGCAGGUUGGUCGGGGCGCGACUGAUCGGCUUGCUCCGCCUCGUGAUCGCGCGCGGGGCCGCGACCGCUAGGGCUGCGCCGAAGUCCGCCGCGGAGAAGGCUGCGGCGAAAGCAAAGAAGAAAGCCGCGCGUGCCGUCAGCAAAGACCACGAGAACGAUUUGCAGCGCAUGCGGACGCGCCUCGCAUCCCAGAAAGAAGAAGUGAAGCUCGAGUACAAGCGGCAGAGCCGCCAGGGCCUCAAGAGGCGGUUGAAGAAGUGGCGCAAAUACGGCGACUUCCGCUUCGCCGAAUGCGUCAAGACCGAGAUGGAGUCCAGGGAGACCAGCUCCAAGCACAAGGACCAAUUGCUCAAUUGGGAUCGUCUGCUGACCGAGUGCGGCUGGUCGGAGGAGAAUAAAGCCACUCCGACUGGCGAGAGGCUUGUCCCGCCAAUGGCAACGACGGAGAAGUCUCGCAGUGGGCAUGAGGUCAAGAAGCAGAUCCUCGAGACCCGCAUGAGCACGGGCCGCGUCGACCCCUCCCAAGUUGUCGGUGCCGGCUCGAAGGACAAGUGCGAUGACUCCGACGACAGCUACUCCGAGUACUCGAGUGACAGCGAGAGCAAGGAGCCGCCGCGCAAGAUCAUGAAGACCACAGGCCUGGCGGCCGCAUACGGUGAGCUCCUCGGCGAGCGCAGCAAGAUCUACGCCCAGCUCGAGGGCAUCGACGUGGGGUCAGAGCCCGACGUCGAGGUGAUCAAAACUGAGAUCGAGGACGUCGAGGCGGAUGGCUUGCAGCGCGAUUGCACUGAAGAUGUGUGCGCGAUCGCGUGGCACGCGCAGCGCGCUGGCAGCGUGGGCGUCGGGGACCUGGCGCUGGACCCCGCCCAGGCGGGAUGGCGGUUGGUCCCACGCGGGCGUGUGGUCGACACGCACUCACUGGGCGAUGUCCACGUCGCGCCAGACGACCCCUUGGAGCUCACGUUUUUCAAUUCUAGGAACGAAGCGGGCCUCACCUUUGUGGCACCAAUUUUCGGCGUAAUUGGGUUCACGAUCUCGAUGAUUGCGCUUGAUCCUAUGCACGUGUGCGACUUGGGCACAUCCCAGCGGCUCAUCGGCACAAUAUUCUGGCAACUGAUUCUGAACAAUUUCGCCCAGGGCCGUGCUACGACAGUGCUCGUCAGGCGCGGCCCCCCGGUCGCCUCGAGCCCCCCCGUCGGGCAGGACCUCUUGCGGAACGCCGCCGAUUGGUACCUCCCGCGGAUGGCAGAGCGCCGUCUUCGCGCGUGGCGUUCCAGCGGAGAUCGCCUGGACGUGUGCGCCACGGACGGGAAUGCCAAGCUGCACCGGCGGACCCGCGGCACCCCUUGCGCAGAGGCCGUGCACUGCAAGGUCUUGGACGCGCAUCUCGUCCGGGGGUGUUCCGAGACUCCUUUGCGCGGGGGCCUCGUGCUUUGCCGCCGCCACCAAGAGUUGACCACGCGCGCAGACUUCCGCGAGGACAUCGAGGCGCACCGCGUCAAGGCGCCUCUGUCCGUCGGCGCUUUCCUCGAGGUCGAGGUGCGCCUGGCGGGGAAUGCAGGGUGGCAGCCUGCCGCCUCGGUGGCAGACGAAGCAGCGCAGGCUUACUUCGCCCACGUCGCCGAGCCCGUCGUGCAGGACCGGCGGGCGCCCCGAUUUGUCUUAGGCGAUGGGGCGUCCCGCGAGCCCAAGGCAAAGUGCGCCUGCAAGACCCGCGAGGACUCCAUCUCUGCCGUGAAAACGGCGUCGAGAUCGGCUGGAUUCUUAACGGUCGUCACCCAGACUGGGAUUGCUUGCGGGCUCCAGGAGGUCAUCACGGCGGAGACGCUCUCGCAGCGUUACUGCUUCCUCGCCGAGAUGGCCCGCGCCGUCCCCGAACUGUCCAUCCUGGUCCAUGACCACGCCUGUCAUGUCCGGGUCUUUGCCCGGUGCCGGGCCGCGGAGGCGUCGCCGGACAGCUUGCCGGCCCGGCUCGGCGAGUUCCGGCACAUCGUCGACCGGCCCCAUAGCCGGGGCCGCGUCGACCCGACGUGUCAGGAGUUGUGCUUCCCGGACGUCCCCGCGAACGCCGCGGCGUUGGGCUCGUUCCCAACGCCGAUCUGCGAGAGCGUGAACUCGGAUCUGAGCCCCCUGGCGCACACCAUCCACCGCAUGGGCCGGUGGGUGUGCAUGUUCAUCGUGUCCGAGUGCAUCGACGUCCACAACGGGCUCAAGGCCCGGGGCGCGGCGCGCGCCUCAGCGCGCGCCGACCGGCGCGCCGCUCGCGCACCGCCCGCCGCGCCAGGGCCCGCGGCGGGCCCGCGCGGGGCCGACGCGCCGGCUGCGCCAGGCCCGGCCGCCGGUGCCUUGGACGCUCAGGCUGCGCUGAGAUGA
Molecule: messenger RNA, 4221 nt
Organism: Prorocentrum cordatum
Lineage: Eukaryota; Dinophyceae; Prorocentrales; Prorocentraceae
Source: the annotation of a GenBank genome assembly